CUCACACACAAGCCGGUGUUCAGAGCGCGAGGAGGACGUUUCAGUUUGAGCUCUGGAUGCACAGCUGAAGUUUGUUCCCUAUACGGAUUACUGGGACUAAAACUGAGUGUGUGUGUGUCUGUGUGUGUGAGUGUGUGGGUUAAUGUUUUCAGAGUUGGAGUGUCUCUGUAUUUGCCAAAGACACCAGUGCCAUUGUGUGUGUGUGUUUGUGAGUGUGAGUUGGAGUGUCAUUGUGUGUGUGUGUGUUUGUUUUGAGUACGGAUGUGUGUUCCACCUGUCUUGAAUCUGUGAGUGUGUCGGUGUGUUGGGAGCAUGUGUGUGUCUGAGUGAGUAUGUCUUCAAGAAAGUGUGUGUGUGUGUGUGAAUGUGUGUGUGCUGUCGUGUGGGUGUGAGUGUGUGUGAGUUUGGGAAAUGGGGGGUUGUCAGAGUUCCUCUGGUGCUGCCGAGAGUGAGGGAACACACACUCUCACACACGCCACCGCUCAUCUGCCCAACCUCAGCGACAUCAGCCUCUUCAAUCUGAAGAAUAAUAACUGGCAGGCUCCCGUGUGUGGAGUGAAGAAGCCAUACCUUCACCCAGAGUGUGUGAGCGAGAGGCUCAGCCAGAGCAGCACAGACCUCCUGAUGCUCAGCGUUCUGCCCCACGGCCUAGACCUCAACGAAUGGAUGGCCACAAACACUAUUGCAUUCUUCCAGCUGGUGACGCUCAUCUCCAGUGCUCUGUCUGAACUCUGCUCCUCCAGUUCCUGCCCCAAAGCUACUGGACCUGGAGACAGGGUGUACUUUUGGACGGACGAGUCGGGAAGAAAGCUGAAGUGUUCCGCUCCACUCUACACCGACUAUGCCCUGUCCUACAUCCAGGAACUACUGUCAGACGAGGACGUGUUUCCCGUCAGGGCAGAUGCUGAUUUCCCGGUUGGUUUCCCCUUCCUGGUGGAGAAGGUGUGCCUGUUGAUGUUCCGCACGCUGGCGCACCUCUACUGCGAGCACUACACCCAGCUGGUCGCCAUGGAGAUGCAUCCCCACCUCAACACAGUCUUCACACACCUCGUCCUCUUCUGUCAGAGCUUCAACCUGCUGGAGCCGCAGGAGACGGAACCUCUACAAGAUCUCAUCACAGCGCUCACACGCAGCUAACACACACACACAUACACACGCACACACGCACGCACGCACGCACGCACGCACACACAAACACA
Messenger RNA from Clupea harengus (Atlantic herring), 1199 nucleotides. Its product is annotated as MOB kinase activator 2. NCBI's taxonomy places the organism in Eukaryota, Metazoa, Chordata, Actinopteri, Clupeiformes, Clupeidae. The record is from RefSeq and is a predicted model, not a curated record.